UCGCGGAGAUCGACGCGGGGCAGUCAGACGACAGCGGUCCUGCGAGGCGCCGGCGCACACCCGAGCCUCUCCCCGUCCUCGGCAGCCGCCACCGCCGGCUCGUCGCCCUGCCCUGGCCUCCCGCACUCCCGCCUUCCGCUCGCCGCUGGCCUGAUGCGGAGCAGGGCCGCUGCGUGAUGGGGCUGCGGAGCGGCGCCCUGCGGCUCGCGGCGGCCGCUGCUCGCGCUGAGGUGCGUCGGUGCCCGGUCCCCCGCGCCCCCGCGCGCCGGGGCGCCUGCUGACCCGGCCCGCAGCCCGUCGGUCCGCAGCGCGGCUGAGGAAACUUGAAUAUAACUUCAAAGGAAGAUUUGAUUUUUUAUUUGUGGAUUGCGUAUAUAUAACAAGGCCAUCAAAAUGUCGGGAGCCUCAGUGAAGGUGGCUGUCCGGGUGAGGCCUUUCAAUUCUCGGGAGACCAGCAAGGAGUCCAAAUGCAUCAUUCAGAUGCAAGGCAACUCGACCAGUAUUAUCAACCCAAAGAACCCAAAGGAAGCUCCAAAGUCCUUCAGCUUCGACUACUCCUACUGGUCUCACACCUCGCCGGAAGAUCCCUGUUUUGCAUCUCAAAACCGUGUGUACAAUGACAUUGGAAAGGAAAUGCUCUUACAUGCCUUUGAGGGAUACAAUGUCUGUAUUUUUGCCUAUGGGCAGACUGGUGCUGGGAAAUCUUAUACAAUGAUGGGUAAACAAGAAGAAAGCCAGGCUGGCAUCAUUCCCCAGUUAUGUGAAGAACUAUUUGAGAAAAUCAAUGACAACUGUAAUGAAGAAAUGUCCUACUCUGUAGAGGUAAGCUACAUGGAAAUUUACUGUGAGAGAGUACGAGAUUUGCUAAAUCCAAAAAACAAGGGUAAUUUGCGUGUGCGUGAACACCCUCUUCUUGGGCCCUAUGUGGAGGAUCUAUCGAAGUUGGCAGUCACUUCUUACACAGACAUUGCUGACCUCAUGGAUGCUGGGAACAAGGCCAGGACAGUGGCAGCUACCAACAUGAAUGAAACAAGUAGCCGUUCCCAUGCUGUGUUUACCAUUGUUUUCACCCAGAAGAAACAUGAUGCUGAGACCAACCUUUCCACUGAGAAGGUCAGUAAAAUCAGCUUGGUGGAUCUAGCAGGAAGUGAAAGAGCUGAUUCAACUGGUGCCAAAGGGACUCGAUUAAAGGAAGGAGCAAAUAUUAAUAAGUCUCUUACAACUUUGGGCAAAGUCAUUUCAGCCUUGGCAGAGGUGGAUAACUGCACCAGCAAGAGUAAAAAGAAGAAGAAAACUGACUUUAUUCCUUACAGAGAUUCUGUACUUACUUGGCUCCUUCGAGAAAAUCUAGGUGGCAAUUCUCGGACUGCAAUGGUUGCUGCUCUGAGCCCAGCAGAUAUCAACUAUGAUGAAACUUUGAGCACUCUGAGAUAUGCAGAUCGUGCAAAGCAAAUUAAAUGCAAUGCUGUUAUCAAUGAGGACCCCAAUGCCAAACUGGUCCGUGAAUUAAAGGAGGAGGUGACACGGCUCAAGGACCUUCUUCGUGCUCAGGGGCUGGGAGAUAUUAUUGACAUUGAUCCGUUGAUCGAUGAUUACUCUGGAAGUGGAGGCAAAUAUCUGAAAGAUUUUCAGAACAAUAAGCAUAGGUACUUGCUAGCCUCUGAGAAUCAACGCCCUGGCCAUUUUUCCACAGCAUCCAUGGGGUCCCUCACUUCAUCCCCAUCUUCCUGCUCACUCAGUAGUCAAGUGGGCUUGACGUCUGUGACCAGUAUUCAGGAGAGGAUCAUGUCUACACCUGGAGGAGAGGAAGCCAUUGAACGUCUAAAGGAAUCAGAGAAGAUCAUUGCUGAAUUGAAUGAAACCUGGGAAGAGAAACUUCGUAAAACAGAGGCUAUCAGAAUGGAGAGAGAGGCCUUGUUGGCUGAGAUGGGAGUUGCCAUUCGGGAAGAUGGAGGAACCCUAGGGGUUUUCUCACCUAAAAAGACCCCACAUCUUGUUAACCUCAAUGAAGACCCACUAAUGUCUGAGUGCCUGCUUUAUUACAUCAAAGAUGGAAUUACAAGGGUUGGCCAAGCAGAUGCUGAGCGGCGCCAAGACAUAGUGCUGAGUGGGGCUCACAUUAAAGAAGAGCAUUGUAUCUUCCGGAGCGAGAGAAGCAACAGUGGUGAAGUUAUCGUGACUCUAGAGCCCUGUGAGCGCUCAGAAACCUACGUAAAUGGCAAGAGGGUGGCCCAGCCUGUUCAGCUGCGCUCAGGAAACCGUAUCAUCAUGGGUAAAAACCAUGUUUUCCGUUUUAACCACCCUGAGCAAGCACGAGCUGAACGGGAAAAAACUCCUUCUGCUGAAACCCCUUCUGAGCCUGUGGACUGGACGUUUGCUCAGAGAGAGCUUCUGGAAAAACAAGGAAUUGAUAUGAAACAGGAGAUGGAGAAAAGGCUACAGGAGAUGGAGAUAUUAUACAAAAAAGAGAAGGAAGAAGCAGAUCUUCUUUUGGAGCAGCAGAGACUGGACUAUGAGAGUAAAUUGCAGGCCUUGCAGAAGCAGGUUGAGACCAGAUCCCUAGCUGCAGAAACAACUGAAGAGGAAGAAGAGGAGGAAGAAGUUCCUUGGACACAGCAUGAAUUUGAGUUGGCCCAGUGGGCCUUCCGGAAAUGGAAGUCUCACCAGUUUACUUCAUUAAGGGACUUACUCUGGGGCAAUGCUGUGUACCUAAAGGAGGCUAACGCCAUCAGCGUGGAACUGAAGAAGAAGGUGCAGUUUCAGUUUGUGCUGCUGACUGACACGUUGUACUCCCCUUUGCCUCCCGAAUUACUUCCCACUGAGAUGGAAAAAACUCAUGAGGAUAGGCCUUUCCCUCGUACAGUGGUGGCAGUAGAAGUUCAGGAUUUGAAGAAUGGAGCAACACAUUAUUGGUCUUUGGAGAAACUCAAGCAGAGGCUGGAUCUGAUGCGAGAGAUGUAUGACAGGGCAGGGGAGAUGGCCUCCAGUGCCCAAGACGAAAGCGACACCACUGUAACUGGCAGCGAUCCGUUCUAUGAUCGGUUCCACUGGUUCAAACUUGUCGGGAGCUCCCCCAUUUUCCACGGCUGUGUGAAUGAGCGCCUUGCCGACCGCACGCCCUCCCCCACUUUUUCCACGGCCGAUUCCGACAUCACUGAGCUGGCUGACGAGCAGCAAGAUGAGAUGGAGGAUUUUGAUGAUGAGGCAUUCGUGGAUGACACCGGCUCUGACGCAGGGACGGAGGAGGGAUCAGAUCUCUUCAGUGACGGGCAUGACCCGUUUUACGACCGAUCCCCUUGGUUCAUUUUAGUGGGAAGGGCAUUUGUUUACCUGAGCAAUCUGCUGUACCCUGUGCCCCUGAUCCACAAAGUGGCCAUUGUCAGUGAGAAGGGGGAAGUGCGGGGAUUUCUGCGUGUGGCUGUACAGGCCAUUGCAGCGGAUGAAGAGGCUCCUGAUUAUGGCUCCGGAAUUCGACAGUCAGGAACAGCCAAAAUAUCCUUUGAUAAUGAGUACUUUAAUCAGAGUGACUUUUCUUCUGCUGUUGCAAUGACUCGUGCCGGUCUGUCUUUGGAGGAACUGAGGAUUGUGGAAGGACAGGGUCAGAGUUCUGAGGUCAUCACUCCACCAGAAGAAAUAAAUCGAAUGAAUGACUUGGAUUUGAAGUCAAGCACUUUGCUGGAUGGUAAGAUGGUAAUGGAAGGGUUUUCUGAAGAGAUUGGCAACCACCUGAAACUGGGCAGUGCCUUCACUUUCCGGGUAACAGUGUUGCAGGCCAGUGGAAUUCUCCCAGAGUAUGCAGAUAUCUUCUGUCAGUUCAAUUUUUUGCAUCGCCACGAUGAAGCAUUCUCCACUGAACCCCUCAAAAACAAUGGCAGAGGAAGUCCCCUGGGCUUUUAUCAUGUGCAGAAUAUUGCAGUGGAGAUCACAGAAUCCUUUGUGGAUUACAUCAGGACCAAGCCUAUUGUGUUUGAGGUCUUUGGACACUAUCAGCAGCACCCACUUCACCUGCAAGGACAGGAGCUUGGCAGCCCACCUCAGCCAUCUCGACGAUACUUCCCUCCACCCAUGCCACUGUCCAAGCCAGUUCCAGCCACCAAGUUAAACACCAUGAGCAAAACCAGCCUUGGCCAGAGCAUGAGCAAGUAUGACCUCCUGGUUUGGUUUGAGAUCAGUGAAUUGGAGCCUACGGGAGAGUAUAUCCCAGCUGUGGUUGACCAUACAGCAGGCUUGCCUUGCCAGGGGACAUUUUUGCUUCAUCAGGGCAUCCAGCGAAGGAUCACAAUGACCAUUAUCCAUGAGAAGGGGAGUGAGCUCCACUGGAAAGAUGUUCGAGAACUGGUGGUAGGCCGGAUUAGGAAUAAGCCUGAGGUGGAUGAGGCUGCAGUUGAUGCUAUCCUCUCCUUAAAUAUUAUUUCUGCCAAGUACCUGAAGUCUUCCCACAACUCCAGCAGGACCUUCUACCGCUUUGAGGCUGUAUGGGACAGCUCUCUACAUAACUCUCUUCUUCUGAACCGAGUGACACCCUAUGGAGAAAAGAUCUACAUGACCUUGUCGGCCUACCUAGAGCUGGAUCAUUGCAUCCAGCCAGCUGUCAUCACCAAGGAUGUGUGCAUGGUCUUCUACUCCCGGGAUGCCAAGAUCACACCGCCACGCUCUCUGCGAAGCCUCUUUGGCAGCGGCUACUCAAAGUCACCAGACUCCAAUCGAGUCACUGGCAUUUAUGAACUCAGCUUGUGCAAAAUGGCAGACACAGGUAGUCCAGGCAUGCAGAGGAGGAGAAGAAAAGUCUUAGAUACAUCAGUGGCAUAUGUGCGGGGAGAGGAGAACUUAGCAGGCUGGCGGCCCCGCGGAGACAGCCUUAUCCUGGAGCACCAAUGGGAGCUGGAGAAGCUGGAGCUCCUACACGAGGUGGAGAAAACCCGCCACUUCCUGCUACUGCGUGAGAGACUUGGUGACAGCAUCCCCAAAUCCCUGAGUGACUCGUUGUCCCCCAGCCUCAGCAGUGGGACCCUCAGCACCUCCACCAGUAUCUCCUCUCAGAUCUCAACCACCACCUUUGAAAGUGCUAUCACACCUAGUGAGAGCAGUGGCUACGACUCAGCAGACAUCGAAAGCCUGGUGGAUCGAGAGAAAGAGCUGGCUACCAAGUGCCUGCAACUUCUCACCCACACUUUCAACAGAGAAUUCAGCCAGGUGCAUGGCAGCAUCAGUGACUGUAAGUUGUCUGAUAUCUCUCCAAUUGGACGGGACCCCUCUGAGUCCAGUUUCAGCAGUGCUACCCUCACUCCCUCCUCCACCUGCCCCUCUCUGGUAGAGUCUAGGAGCAACUCUCUGGAUCAGAAGACCCCAGAAGCCAAUUCCCGGGCCUCUAGUCCUUGCACAGAAUUUGAACAGUUUCAGAUUGUCCCAGCUUUGGAAACGCCCUAUUUGGCCCGAGCAGGAAAAAAUGAAUUUCUCAAUCUUGUUCCAGAUAUUGAAGAAAUUAGACCAGGCUCAGUGGUCUCUAAGAAAGGAUACCUGCAUUUCAAGGAGCCACUUUCCAGCAACUGGGCUAAACAUUUCGUUGUGGUCCGCCGCCCUUACGUCUUCAUCUAUAACAGUGACAAAGACCCAGUGGAACGUGGGAUCAUUAACCUGUCCACAGCACAGGUGGAGUACAGCGAGGACCAGCAGGCCAUGCUGAAGACACCUAACACUUUUGCUGUCUGUACCAAGCACCGUGGGGUCCUUUUGCAGGCUCUCAAUGACAAAGACAUGAACGACUGGUUGUAUGCUUUCAACCCACUUCUUGCUGGCACAAUACGGUCAAAGCUCUCCCGCAGAUGCCCAAGCCAGCCGAAAUACUAAGUGACUCUGCGGAGUGCCCUCACUCGCCUUCAAGAGAAAGAAAGUGCUACGUCUCAUUUCUCUUUGUGAUUCUUUACGGUGACUCUUGUCUGUGACCUGUGGCUAACUGCUCCCCCCGUCAGGCACUUUUCUAGCCCUCCUGUUCCCCAUCUCCAUUGCUCUGUACUCUUCUUUUCUUCUGUGCUGAGAAUCUUCUUAGUAGCAUGUGACCUAACAAAAGGAAAAAAAGAUUAAAAAACACACACACACACAGAGACAUAAAAAAAACCCUGAGGGAUCUAGCGAAUCUCCAAAUUGCAUUUUGGUGUAUUUUGGCUUCCUUUUGUAUGAAAGGUCCCCAUACUGACCACCUCUGAUGUCUGUGCUGCUGUCUUUGGAUACCUUUUUCUGUUUCUCAAGACAACAUAAUGCUUUUUGUUUCUCUUCUGUUUGUGAUAUCACUUUAAUUUUUCUUGGGUGGCUUAGAGACUAAGGAGGAGAUUUCUGGCCUUUUUAGAACCUGAGAAGAAAAACUUAAUCUUUUCUUCCAUUCUGUCUCUUUUUGCCGUGGCUGAUCCCUGCAUUUCCAUUCAGGGAAAAGGUGGUGGUGAGCUUAGAAAUGGGACAAUUAUAUUCUCUGAGUCGAAAUUGGGGCUUAUUCAGAGUAUGGUUAUGGAACUUUGAUUUACUGGAAGAGAGGACUUUUCAGCAGGUCUGGGGCAGUAGCUGCUGGAGACCCUGUGAGAAGGGAAGAGCACAGAUACAGCCAGCGGAUGUCAGGGACCACAGGAUUUGGCAGUGGGCCGUGAAGGUGGCCGCCAGUCAGAUGCUCAUAGUCCUCACAGCAGGAUUUCUGAAAACGGUUUUUUCUGUGUUGGGAGGGAGGCUCUUCUUAGAAGUUCCUCAGUUCUGUUCUUGGCAUUAGUGGUAAUGGUACAGUUUGGAAUUGGUGCGAUGUCAUACACAAAUGUUCCACGAGGGGGAGUAUUUCACUUUCUGGUGAUAAACUUGACAGUCAUUCUCAUAAUUAAGACAGUGCUGAGUAGUGAUGUUGUGAUUAUUGUAGCUCCCUUUGAUCAAAGAAUUGUAGCUUUCAAUUAUAAACGUGGAAGUCUCCCUCUGAAUCAACCCAGUGGUUGUUUUCAGUGAUGCUUGUCAAAUCGAAAAUGCUUUCAAUGAUGCUUACCUUCCUGUACUCAAAAGUAAGCAAACAUGGCAGGCUUUGCUCUCUGGAUCCCAGGAUGAAAACCAACCUCCUGCCAUCACCCCAAACAAAACAAGAUCCCCAGGGGCAAGGAAAAGCGUUGCGUCUUUCGUCCUUUGCUGCAGUCUCCUCUCCAGCCAGGCCAGAAAGUUCACCCAGCAAAGGAUGGAGGAAGCCUUGCUGCUGACAGACCAGGGCCGCCUGGCUUCCGGAAACCAUCACAGAAGAUAACUCUUUCUCUUUCAGUGACCAGUAAGUUUUACAGGAUCACACAGGGAACAGAAAGCCUCCAAGUCACUUCAGUUGCUUGGCCAAUUGACUUGGGGUUGUUUUUCACCAUUCUCUCCUUCCUUUGCUCAGACCCCUCUAUUUCAUCUUCGCUCGGGCUCUCAUGAAAGUAUCUGCUCACCCCCACUUUGUGAGGCCUUGAGGGUUCUUGGCCCUGAGGUUGCUGCUGGCUCUCAGGUGACCGGCAGCGGCUCACUUUCCACUCACGCAGUGAGGCAGGGAGGGCCAGGGGCUCGUGCCCCUCUGCAGAGUCGUUGCCGGGGAGACAUGCUGGCACCCAGACCCUUGUUUCUGGCUUCCUGGCUAGGGUCCUCUCUGAAGAACCAGUCUCCGGUCUUGCCCAUUAGAGCUGCCUUGCAAAGAGGAGGCAAAACAAGUCAUGGAGAGCUGAACAAAGGAAGGGGUCGAAAUCACAGACUGUGUCCUCGGCUGCAAAGGGAUCAAGAAAACUCUGUGGUGGAUUUUUUUAAACUCUCUCCCUGACUCUAAUGUUAUUUGUUUUCUAAGUGGUAUGUGAGCCGUUUAAUGUAGGUGGACAUUUCCUCAUCGUCUAAUGGACACACUAUGCCCUUCUAGUGUACGUUCAAAUCCAGCAGGAUCUGUCGGCGCUUUGAGAUGGCUUGCUGGACUGGAGUUAAAUCUAAUUUCAGGGAAAUGAAGAUGGAAUUUGAAGGUCAUUUCAAAAUGAAAUCACUGAUGUUGCUGCUGUUAUGAAGUGUGACAGAGGACCCAUGUCUGUGACCGGGCGGGGAAGAAGCCUGAGGGAGAGUGAGAUCACACGAUAUACUGAAAUGACUUUUGUUUUUCUUCUAACACAAACACAACUGGUUUGGAAAGUCUUUGCUUUGGAAGUGCCGGACAUGAGAACGAGCCACCGUGGACUGUGUGGUCAUUACGUGCCAGGAUAAGGCCUUGUUAGGAAGCACGAGGAAGCAGGUCGUGUCCUCAGGGGGGCUCCGGCGGGCGUCUGCCCUGACUGAGGAGCCUCUGCGGUGGCUGCAGGGCAGAGAGCCCUGUCGGUUCCCCAGCACUUUGGGGAUGGAUGUUCCCUUUCCGACAGGGCCGUCCCCACUUUGAAGCUCUAAGAGAGGAUUUGUGGCAGGAACUAUUUAUGAGGCUGCUGUAGCUAUAGUGGUGGGAAAGGUAAGGAAUCGUUAAGGAAACCACCUUUUAAGGUGGCUUUUUAUUUAUUUUUCUCAAAGCACUCCUUUAAACAAAGAAUGAAAAAGACAAGAAAAAAAAACAUUCACAAAUGAAGAGAAAUGAGUGCUGAUUAAAGCUAAUUAUCUUCUCCUUCCCUCAUCCCUCAUCUGCCUUUCUCCUGCCAAAGCAGAACGCAGCCCCGCAGCCAGCCAGUGCUCGCGCGCCUGUCCGUGUGCCGCCGGGAGCCGGGCAGCUCUCGGCCACCUGUGCGGGUCUGCCAGCCCGCGCACCUGCCCACGAGCACAGGGCCACGAGCUGCAGCACGUUGUUCAAGCGUGGUGAAGGCAAGAGAGAAUGCAAUGAGUUUCCCAAACUAAGAAACCACUAUUAUUUGAGAUAUUUUUCCCUUCAGGUACAUAGAAUUUACAUAACUACUCUUAUUUUUGAUGAAUUUUUCAGCCUGUUUAAGAUGAAAAAAUAAAUCAUUGUGAAGGUCUUUGGGGACUAAGAACAAGAUGACUUUUCCUGGCACAUAUUUCAAAGCAAAGACUUUGUUUCCUGCUGCUUGUCUAAUUUACAGGGAUAUUUAAUUGUGUAAGGUUAUGUAUAUAGCUGCACUGAACUGCGCAGUGGGCCGGAAGAGGAAGCGCGCUCUCGUGGCUGGCGCCUGUCGGUACUCCUGCAUGUCCCGGGCUGCGUUCCACUCGGGUUCUGAUGGACAGGAUCGGGGCUUCUCUGUUUGACUUGGGUCCUUGAGUUUUCCUUUUGGUUCCCGUUUGAAAAUGUGAUUAUUAACCUGCUUCUUAAAAAGAAAAGACUAAUUCUGCUGCUCUUGGAAGGUUUGCUGAAUGUGUUUAGGUAGGACUCUUAACUCGUGUGCACUACGGCUGUCCACACGCCUGCUGAUACACCCAAGCGUGUGGGCCAGACCAUGACUGUAUGUAGCAGGAAGGUAUUAAUCAGUGCAUCCUUAAUAACUGAAAUAUCAGCUGAGAGAUUAUUUGCUGUUGUUCAAAAGGCCAUUUAUGAAAUUAGUAUUUGAGCCCCUUGAAAUCUUAAAGCCUCCAAUUAUUUAAAGGAAGAAAUUAGAGUUGAUACAAAAUUCAUGUUAAAAACUCACAGCCAAAGGGCUGUGCUCAGAUGGAAAGUCUGAGCUGCGAUUGGUCUCUUGCCAAACCCUGGCUGUUGUGUGUUGUUUUUCAUGUCUUCAAGUUAAUUUUUUUCAUGCUGCGUGUUUUGGCAUCAGUUCACCUGAGGAAUCCAUUGGCCUUCUGGUAUUUAAGGCAUUGUCUUAGACUUUGUGGCUCUAAAGUACUUGUCUGUUGAGAUUUCAAGUCUCUUGUCACCAUCCUUGCACACUACAACAAAACCCAUGAUGCAUAAGUGGCCUUUUUGAACCAAGACUUUGCAAACUGAUCUCUCCCCAGUGAAGGAGUUGAGUACAUUAGCAACAAUGUACAUUAUUAAUUUUGGAUUUUCAUUUUCAUGUUUUAUUUUGUAAAUACUAUCUGAUGUUUGGAGCUUGAGUAUACAGAAUGUAAAUAUAGUUCUUGUAUUUGUACUAAUUCUGAUUCUUUUGCUGUAUAGCCUUAGAUGUGCAAUGCAGACAUUAUCUAACUGUGUAUGGUAACCUUGCAUCACGGAACUAUUAGUGAACGAGGUAAAAAUAAUAAAGGUACAACCAGUGCAUCAGAA
Microcebus murinus (gray mouse lemur) is the source of this 10156-nucleotide messenger RNA. It is a transcript of the gene KIF1B, whose product is annotated as kinesin family member 1B. NCBI's taxonomy places the organism in Eukaryota, Metazoa, Chordata, Mammalia, Primates, Cheirogaleidae. Gene Ontology annotation, molecular function: microtubule motor activity; ATP binding; microtubule binding. The record is from RefSeq and is a predicted model, not a curated record. Gene Ontology annotation, biological process: microtubule-based movement.